UUUAAUAGGGCUCAGUCUUCUGAUUGUUGGGAAUGUUUCUCACUCUCAGAAAGGGAGCUUGGCCGGAUAGGUAUAUGAGAGAGAGGCUUUUGGUUUUUAUAAAGUUAUAAAGAGAUGUUUGGACGAUAUCGGAGAUGAUUCUCAACAAUAUUUUUACAUGAAUUUUAGAAUGAGGAAAGAGAAGAAGACAUGGAUGGUAACAUUAGAAAAACCUGAACCAGACUCUGGUCCACUGAUUGUGAGCAAAGUGAAGAAAUCAACAAGAACUAUGAAGUCAAAGGAGAAGAUCAAAGAGACAAACAGCAGGUCCACCUCAAACAAAGGUCCGACUACAUGUGAGACAUCAGGGAAGAUAUUGAGGCUUUGUGUCGACUUAAUGUCUGUUUUGGCCUCAGCUAAGGAGCCUGUGGAGGAGGAAGAGACAGAAGAAGGCAACAGCUGCCAAAGUGAAAAGGAAGCAGAAAACAGCAGCAAGAAAGAGCCAUCUGUCUGCAAAUCAGAGGAACAGAAACACGAUUCUGGAGAUUCUUAUUUAGGAUUAGCUUCGAGAGGAACAACAGAAACCAAACCAUCAGUGAGUCCUCGGUUUGUGCUGCCGCCAAUGACUCAACUAAAAGCAGCUCCUGGGUGCUGUGAAUGUCAGAAGAUUAAGAGGAGUCACACACCACUUCCUCCCAUCGUUUCAUGCCCGCAAGAAACACACAUCUCUGGAACCGUUACAACAAACGACUGUAGAAGUGAUGGAGCAGGUAGAGAAGUGUCAGACAGCAGGCCCUGGAUAGACAAUCCUCUGUUCUCUAAAAGUAGGUCUGCUGAGUUCCGUCUUCCUGACAUCUCCCUGUCUAGCCUGGACGCUCUGCUGCAGACAGUCACUCAGAAACUGGGGAGGAAGAGGAGAGGCACUGAUGAAGCUCUGUGGAGACCAGUCCAGUCUGACAGCCUCCUAUUGGCUGUUAGAGAACAACAUUUCAGAGAGACGAGCGUCAGACAGCAGGAUGGAAACGUAGCUAAACUAGGAGCUGUUCCAGAAGCAUCAGCUGGUGGCUGCAGAGUGAACAGACAGAGGCUCCCUCCACUUUUUCCUGCAGUCAAACCUCCACUGAUCCUCACCAUGACCAAGAGAAACUUCCUGACUUCCAACACGCUGCAAUGACUUGACAAAAAAACAACAACAAA
Molecule: messenger RNA, 1176 nt
Organism: Acanthochromis polyacanthus (spiny chromis)
Lineage: Eukaryota; Metazoa; Chordata; Actinopteri; Pomacentridae
Exons: 3
Coding region: 158-1153 (331 amino acids)
Source: RefSeq, a predicted model, not a curated record